AGCGAUUGCCAGCAUUACCAGUUAAGCCUCCGAUUGGGCAAGACGAACUAACGGCACGGGCCACGCAUGCGCGCACAGUCCGCACUCUGAAGGCGAACACGCACGAACACGUCUUAGAACCAAUCAAGAACUAAAAACAAACUCUGUUCUCUUUUAAAUUUGAUUUUUUUUACAAUUUUUUAUUUGUACAAACUUAUUGAAAAGUGCAAGUGAAGUGCUAUCUAAGAACAUGGCCAAAAUGAAUCAUUGCCAAGUACUGCUGUGGCUGCUGGCUGGCCUAGCUCUGGCUGCUGCCCAGAGCGAAAAUGUGAUACUGGAGACUCUGAAUUUUCUGCGACGCGGCCAAACGGAAGUGGACCUGGAGAACUAUGACAACACCAUACAAAUGGGCGCCGAAUAUGAUUUUAUAGUCGUCGGCGCUGGCACCGCCGGCUGUGCACUGGCCGCACGCCUCUCCGAGAACCCAAAGUGGAACGUGCUGCUGCUGGAGGCGGGCGGACCGGAGCGCCUGGUCAUGGACGUACCAAUUGUGGCGCACUUUCUGCAGCUGGGCGAGAUGAACUGGAAGUAUCGCACACAGCCAUCGGAUCACGCCUGCCUGGCGAUGAACAACAAUCGCUGCAACUGGCCGCGUGGCAAAGUCAUGGGUGGCAGCUCCGUUCUGAAUUACAUGAUGUAUACAAGGGGCAAUCGCCGGGACUACGAUCGUUGGGAGGAGCUGGGCAAUCCUGGCUGGGGCUGGAAGGAUGUGCUGCCGUAUUUCAAGAAAUACGAGGGCAGCAGCGUACCAGAUGCCGAGGAAGACAUGGUCGGACGCGAUGGCCCAGUGAAAAUUAGCUAUGUGAACUGGCGCUCCAAGAUUUCGAAGGCCUUUGUUGAGGCGGCGCAGCAGGAUGGCUUGAAAUACCGCGACUACAAUGGACGUAUACAGAACGGUGUCGCCUUCCUGCACACGACCACACGCAACUCUACGCGCUGGAGCUCCAAUCGCUCGUACCUUUACCCCAUCAAGGGCAAACGCCCCAAUCUGCAUGUGAAGAAGAACGCGCUGGUGACCAAGGUGCUCAUCGAUCCGCAAACAAAGACCGCAUAUGGCAUCAUGGUGCAGACSGAUGGACGCAUGCAGAAGGUGUUGGCCCGCAAGGAGGUGAUUGUCUCGGCGGGCGCCAUCAACACGCCCCAGCUGCUGAUGCUCUCGGGUGUCGGUCCCGCCAAGCACCUGCGCGAGGUGGGCAUCAAGCCCAUUGCAGAUCUGGCUGUGGGCUACAAUCUGCAGGACCAUACAGCGCCGGCGGUUACCUUCACAACGAACGUAACAUCGCUGAAAUUCGAGGACUUUGCCGAUCCCACAUGGCUGACGCGCUUCAACCGUAGAGAGGGGCCGUACGGUUCGCCCGGUGGCUGUGAAGCCAUAGCCUUCUGGGAUCUGGAUCAUGAGAGCGACGAGGAUGGCUGGCCAGAUAUUGAGCUGUUUAUGGUCGGCGGCUCCAUGUCCUCCAACCCAGCCAUAUCACGUGCCUUUGGCCUAAAGAAGUCCAUUUACGAUGCGUUGUUCGCCGAGAUUGAGGACAAGUCGCUGAACGCAUUCAUGAUCUUCCCCAUGAUCCUGAGACCGAAGAGUCGCGGUCGCAUAAUGCUUAAGAGCAGCGAUCCAUUCAAGUAUCCGCUGAUUCAUGCCAACUACUUCGCCCAUCCCUAUGACGUCGACAUUUCGGUGCGUGGCCUCCUUAAGGCCAUUAGUCUGAUGGAGCAGCAAGGCAUGAAGGCCAUUAACGCCAAGCUGUGGGAACGUAAGAUUCCCACAUGCAAGCAGCAUCCCUACAAGAGCUGGGCCUACUGGACCUGCUACGUGCGGCACUUCACUUUUACCAUUUAUCACUACUCUGGCACCGCCAAGAUGGGACCCAAGUCAGAUCGGGCGGCCGUUGUGGAUGCGCGCCUGCGCGUUCAUGGCAUACGCAAUUUGCGUGUUGCAGACGCCAGCAUCAUGCCCGAGAUCAUGUCUGGACAUCCCAAUGGACCGGUCUUUAUGAUCGCUGAGAAGGCCGCCGAUAUGAUCAAGCAGGACUAUGGCUAUAUCAAAUAAGUGCGGGGCCUAACGUUAGCUUAGGUUUACGCUUACUUAAGGUUUAAGCAGCUCUCUACAAUUCCCAACUGCAAGUGCUUUCAGCGGAUAUCUACUCUGGAUACACAUGAAC
Messenger RNA from Drosophila arizonae, 2198 nucleotides. Its product is annotated as glucose dehydrogenase [FAD, quinone]-like. Lineage: Eukaryota; Metazoa; Arthropoda; Insecta; Diptera; Drosophilidae. The record is from RefSeq and is a predicted model, not a curated record. Gene Ontology annotation, molecular function: flavin adenine dinucleotide binding; oxidoreductase activity, acting on CH-OH group of donors.